AUGCUGGCAGUGCGGCGCCGCGGAUGGCUCGGCGCGCGGCUGCAGAGCGCAGUCUCUAGACGUCCCCAGUCAAUUCUUCGAAGCUUAUCGUCUUCACCAACAUCUCUUCUAUCUGAUGCAACAAACUCGGCUUCUGAAACCAACAUCAGACCCCAGAAUCCUGGGUCUUUCGCAUCGCUUGCCCGCACUUUUUCAGCCAUUGAGGAGGUGAAGAGUUCCCGUGCGGCCAGCGUCCAGCUGCUAGCCGAUGGUUAUCGCGAGCUUUUGGCUCUUCCAACGUCGCAGGAGCUGGCGAGCGCCUUGUACCUCACUGCGUCGCAGCUGGCGCCGCCCUACGAAGGGGUGGAGCUGCGAUUCGGAGCCAAAAGCUUCGUGCGGUUCUUGAAACAAUUGGAGGCGGAGACGGAGAAGGAUUCAGAGCCUCAACAGACGCUGGAGAAGCUGCUGGCGACGUUCCCGGACUACGGACAGGCCACGCAGGCGCUGCUGGACACUGGGCGGAUUCUGGUGCCCGAGGUGGAAGAAGAGCAAGGAGAGUCACUCAGUGUGACGGAUGUGCAUGACCAGUUGAUGGCAAUCGCCAAGGACGAAGGAACUGGUGGCGUUGCGAGGAAGCAGCAACUUGCGCUGAAGUUGCUACAACAAUGCAGGUAG
Molecule: messenger RNA, 654 nt
Organism: Phytophthora sojae
Lineage: Eukaryota; Oomycota; Peronosporomycetes; Peronosporales; Peronosporaceae
Exons: 2
Coding region: 1-654 (217 amino acids)
Biological process (GO): DNA repair; lagging strand elongation; DNA recombination
Cellular component (GO): nucleus; mitochondrion
Molecular function (GO): DNA binding; DNA ligase (ATP) activity
Source: RefSeq, a predicted model, not a curated record